Molecule: messenger RNA, 1347 nt
Organism: Stylophora pistillata
Lineage: Eukaryota; Metazoa; Cnidaria; Anthozoa; Scleractinia; Pocilloporidae
Molecular function (GO): glycosyltransferase activity
Source: RefSeq, a predicted model, not a curated record
UAUUGAGAAAGUUAAUUCCUUGAAAUUGGGAUACUAAUUUUUACUUUUUCUUUCAAAUCAAUAGAUGUUGAGUUAAACAUUAAAGUUUAUGUUGAACAACUUAAUCUAGGAACAACAGAUUUAAGAAGAGUCCUGGACAGAAUUGCAACGAAUUACCUCCAGACUUCACCACCACAGUCUAGGGAAGAGUUCUUUAGGUUUCUGGAGUACAUGGAAGCAGUGAGGCUGAUCAUCUCAGGUCAUGAAGAAAGACCUUCAAGCCCAUCUGUUAUGUCCACCACUGGUCCUGAAAUAGAACUGGAAGAAAUACCUAAAAUUGCAACACUUCAAGAAAGAAAAGAAAGACCUUCAAGCCCAUCUGUUAUGUCCACCACUGGUCCUGAAAGAGAACUGGAAGAAAUACCUAAAAUUGUGAAACUUCAAGAAAGAAAAGAGUCAUUGUGGAAUAACAAGGUCAUGGUAAGUAGAAGCAAGAUUUCCAAAGAAGGAGGAAUACAAAUGGUCCAAAAUGUCCCAUCGCGCCUGAUUAUUCCUUCCAAAGCUCUACGAACACCUACAGAGGUCACAUGUUCGAUAUGGCAUCCACACAUUCUAUCACCACCCCUUGGGAGAAAUGAGGCCUUGGUAAGCAGUGUGAUAGAACUAGCUUGUGGAAGCCUAUCGAGUACAAAGAAAAGUUACAAGUUUAAUGAGAAAGUGAAGUUGGCUUUAUCCCACAGUGCUAGUGAUAUUAAAGGAUACGAAUUGGUGAUCAAAGAAUUGAUCAAUGAGAAGACCAAUGAUUGGAGAGACUUGGAAACGAAAUGGGCUUGGAAACCGUCAGGUGGAGGAUUUUUUGUUAUUUAUAUAAUGAUGUUUUCGUAUAGCCAUUCUUUCUUUGUUUUACCUCUUUCGUAAAAAAGGCAGUAAAACAACACAUCCUCAAACUAUCCUGUAAGUAAAACUGAAGGGAAAGUCCCAUUAAGUGCUUUAGUUGGCAUUAAAAAGUGGGUAUUAACAGAUCUAUUUUUCCUCAGGGAGUAUCUUAGUUGAAGAGCUUCCUUACCCUUUUGUGUGCCUCUAUGUUUAGGCUGAAAAUGGUACACCUUUCUGUUAGAUGUUAGAUUGGAUUGUUCUGCACGUCUUUCGCCCUUUGCACCAAACUACCGAAAACUUUUACAGUAUAACAUGAGACUUUCUUGCAAACUUUAUAAUUGAUUAAAGUAGCUCAUUCUCAUUUCAUUUUUUUCUUGUGCGAUCGUCCAAUUACCACUUCAGAUGUUUCACUUCUUCGAAUUAACAAAUCGACAGUGGUUAGUGGUCUUUACUCUUAUCAACAAUGAUAUCGGUCAUCACAGUGGUCAAAAU